Molecule: messenger RNA, 6056 nt
Organism: Entelurus aequoreus (snake pipefish)
Lineage: Eukaryota; Metazoa; Chordata; Actinopteri; Syngnathiformes; Syngnathidae
Gene: rsf1b.1
Product: remodeling and spacing factor 1b, tandem duplicate 1
Exons: 16
Coding region: 37-4650 (1537 amino acids)
Biological process (GO): regulation of DNA-templated transcription
Cellular component (GO): RSF complex
Source: RefSeq, a predicted model, not a curated record
UAAACACGCGCGCUUCACCAGUGGCGUUGGGAAAAAAUGGCUGCUUCGGCGGCAACGGCGAGUUCUCCGCCAGGUUUGUGUCCGAAUUACGCCGUUAUCUGCUCCUUUCUGGAACGCUACGGAGCACUGCUGGACUUGCCGGAGCUCACUUUCCCGCAGUUGGAGCGGUACUUGCAGGACACAUCUUCAGUUCCAAAGCUUCUGGUUGAUCUUCACGUCAAGUUGCUCAGGAAGAUCGGAAAGUCCGUGUCAGCGGACAGAUGGGAGAAGUAUCUAGUCAAGGUGUGCCAGGAUUUCAACACAACAUGGGCUUGGGAGCUGGAGGAAAAAGGAUACAAGGACAUGACGCCGAAGAGCAAGACGGCGAUCCUUAAGUAUCUGUGCGAGUGUCAGUUUGACGACAACCUCAAGUUCAAAAAUGCCAUCAACGAGGAGGACCCGGACAAAAUGCGGCUGCAGCCCAUCGGUCGCGACAAGGACGGCCAGAUGUACUGGUUCCAGCUGGACCAGGACAACAACGUCCGCCUGUACGUGGAGGAGCAGGACGACCUGGACGGCUCGUCGUGGAAGUGCAUCGUCAGAGAUCGUAACGACUUAGCGCAGGUCCUGGCACUGCUAAAGACGCACAUUGAUCCCGAGCUCCUGAAGAAUGAUGCCAAAAGUGAAGAGGAGAAAGCAGGUGUAGUGAAAAAAGAUGGGACCUCAUCUGACGAGAGCAGCAAAGCGGCCUUACCUGCGCCGCUAAAGACUGAGAGCAACGGUAAAGUUGAACAGCAAGAUGAUGUAAAAUCGGAAACCUGCGAAGUCAAAUCGACGUUGAGCGACAUCGCCGAGGUCGCAACGGAAAAGCCAGUCGAUGAAAGCGUAGACGCUAAAGUCAAGAGCAUCAAAGAAGAGCCUACGGAUGACGUCAAGUCGGCAGCCGGGGACCCGACUCCCCUGAAGUCCGAGCCUGAGUGUGCGAAGUCCAAGGUAAGCGAGGAAGCCAAGAGGAACAACGCGGACGAAAUCCAGCAAAUCAAGAAUGAGCAGCAGGCCAAGAUCCCUUUGAAGAAAAGAGGGAUGAAGUUCAGCGAAGACUUUGACAAAAGCUUUGUACAUAUUCUGCCCGUUCCCAAACCCGACGCCUCUUCCAAGCGAGGGAACGACCAUGUCAACGGUGAAGUUCACCCGACGCCGGAGACGCGACUCCAGCCACCUUUGAGCGAGGAAUUGAGCGAAAAACAGGAACUUGCAUCCACAAAAGAUGUGGGGAAAGAUACUGUGAAGGAUCCUUGCUGUCCUGCGAAGGUCUCGCCGCUGCCGUCGGACCAGAAAGAUUCAAGCGUGCUGGUUGGAACUGAAACGACUGCAGCAGCAGAUGAGGGGGGGAAAAAGUUGUCCAAUCAGGAAGAACUUGAAACUGAAGCCAAAUCGUUAACAGAGAACAAGAUGCACUCUUCAAAAAAACAUAAUUCAGAUCAUAAAGUCAUCAACGAAGAGUUGGAAAAACCAGACCGCGGGAAUAUGACGGCUGCUAAAGAAGCGAAGGAACCCGAGAAGGUGGAAAGUAGAGCAGAUGUCAAGCCAACGGAAACGAACGUAAUGGGAAAAGACGCCAGGGAGUGUGACGCAGGGACACAGGAUAACUCCAUCAAGAAAAUGUCUCCUGAAAGAGAAGUACCUGACGAGAAAGCACAUCCGAAGUCUGCCGCCAAGAAAAAGGACGACACGACGAGCCGAGAAGUAGCACAGAGCUCCAGUGUCAUCAAAAAGAUAGACACAUCGGAAAAAUCAUCAUCUGAGGCGUCCGUUAUUAAAAAGGCGGACGCGGUAGAAUCGCCUCGAUCGGCCAAGAAAGACAUGGUCGCGAAAACUCCAGAACAGCCUCAAGUCAGUGAGGACAAAAAGGAUUUGUCAGAAAAAGUAGAAAAAGCCUUAGGUCCUGACACAGACAAACCACAGCAGGAUGACGAAGCCAAAAGGACAGAGGAGGCUUCUGAUUGUCAAGAAAAAACGUCCAGCAAUGCUGACAAAACCGUCGCAGAACCUGAUGCAAAUCAGGAACAGGCGCUGAAGGAUCAGCCUGAAAAAUUGGAGGCAAAGCCGCUCGCAUUGAAGGUCACCAAGGAUGAAAGACAGAAGGACUCUAAAAGCGAUAAAACAUCAGAGAAAGACCCACCUGAGAAAUUAAAAUCCGGUGAUCAUCCGGUUGAAACCGAGCAGUCGGAGGACACGAGCGAGAGCAAAGAAACCAGCCAGCCGACAGAGGAGGCUGCCAAAAGCGAAGAAGACGGGUCCAAGAAAGAGGUGACGGAAAAAGUCACCAAGGAUGAAAGACAGAAGGACUCUAAAAGCGAUAAAACAUCGGAGAAAGACCCACCUGAGAAAUUGAAAUCCGGUGAUCAUCCGGUUGAAACCGAGCUGUCGGAGGACACGAGCGAGAGCAAAGAAACCAGCCAGCCGACAGAGGAGGCUGCCAAAAGCGAAGAAGACGGGUCCAAGAAAGAGGUGACGGAAAACGGCGACGAAGCUCGGUCGAACGCUAAAGAGAAGGUUGUCCGUCGGAAAGGCAGAACUCUUGCCCAACGCCGUAAGGCCAAACUCCAACUGGAGGAGAGACGGGGCGACUCGGGGUCCGACACUAAUGCGGGCGGGAGGUCGCUGAGACGAUCACCGAGGAUCUCCAGAUCCACGCUUAAGGCGGAGGAGAUCCAGGACACAAGGCCGGAGAAGUCUCAGGCCGAGACAGAGAAAGAAGAUGAAGAGGAAGAAGAAGAGGAGGAGGAGGAGGAGGAGGAGCAGAUCGUUGAAAAGAAGCCCAGAGAGAAAAAGGUGUCUCAGGAGGGUCAAUCCAAACCAAAGGCGCGCAAACGACGGAAGACGCGCUGGUCCAACGUGCGCACCCGACACAAAAGGAAAGGCUCGGGAGACGAGGAUGACGAAGAUGGCGACAGCGACGAGGAGUCCAGCGAGUAUGUGGAAAGCGAAGAGGACGACAGUGACGAGGACUACAAGGUGGAGCGGAGCCGGCGGGGACCCCGACGCCGCUACGAACGACGAAGGACAGACUCCUCCACGUCCUCGGACGACGACCUUCCGCCCAACGAAGACCCGUGCAAACACUGCGGUCUUCCCAAUCACCCCGAGCUGAUCUUACUGUGCGAUUCGUGCGACAGCGGCUACCACACGGCCUGCCUGAGGCCGCCACUCAUGAUCAUCCCCGACGGCGAAUGGUUCUGCUCGCCCUGCCAGCAUAAAAAGCUCUGUGACCAACUAGAAGAGCAGCUGCUCAACCUUGACGCUGCCUUGAAGAAAAAAGAGCGGGCGGACCGAAGGAAAGAGCGUCUCAUUUAUGUCGGAAUCAGUCUGGAAAACAUCAUCACACCUGCGGAGAAGGAGGACGAGAAGCCAGAGAUGAUCGUCAAAGAGAAGAAGAAAGACUCGAAGCGAAGCAAGAGCUGGGGUCGAAGGUCAACCAGGGCCAAGAAAUCCAUCAGCUACAGAUUCGACGAGUUUGACGAGGCCAUCGAGGAGGCCAUCGAAGAAGACAUCAAAGAAGCAGAAGGAGGAGGAGCCGGCCGUGGUAAAGACAUGGCCAACAUCACGGGGAACCGAGGCAAGGACAUGGCCACCAUCAUCCAGUCGGAAGAGGCCAAGGAAAAUGGCCAACCGCCAUGCCCCAGCGCCGGGCAGCGCAAGAAAAAGCGGAGGCGUCUCAACGACCUGGACAGCGACAGCACGGUGGACGAGGAGGAGAGCGAAGACGAGUUUUGCCUCAGCGAAAGCUCCGAGGAGGAGUUUGUGGUGACCGACAACGAGGCGGAAGCCGAGACGGACGCGGACUCCAACGCUAGCAGCAGCGGCAAACGUCGCACGGCCAACUCCCGCAGCAGGAACACGCUGAAGCGACGACGAAGCUCUCGAAAGCGGCGGCGACCCAAAGGCUACUCUGACGACGAGGAAGUGGAAACAGACGAGGACGUGGACGAAGAGGAAAUAGCGACCGAAGGCUCCAGCGAGUAUAGCGACAGCGAUCUGGACAUGAGUCGGCGGCGGUCGCGGCGGAGUCGAAAGGCACAGGUGAAUUACGCAGAAACGUCCGAGUCCGAAGGCUCUCAGGCCGAAACCAACCGGGACAAAACGAAACCCAGACGCCGCCUGAACAGCUCGGACAGCGAAGCGAGCUUCUCCCAAGACUCUGAGGAGGGCUCCAAGGAUCAGUUAGCGAAGAAGAAAGGCGACUCCUCGGAAGAAGAGUCCCGGCAGCGGCGCCGGCGCCUCGCCCUCAAGCGCAGGAGAGCCUCGGAGGAGGAGGACUCUGACAACACCUCGGACGAGUCGUCCGAGGAGGACCGGCCCGUCCGUAAGCGGGUAAACCGCAUCGAUUCGGACGACGACGAAGAGGAGGAAUCCGAGAAACCAAAGGAGAAGAACGCCGCCGAGGAGGGCGCUGGCGUCACGGCGAAGGGAACAAACACAUCGGACUCCAACGCGGCCGAGCCGACGCCAACGCCAACGCCUCCGCCGCCCGCCAACGGACAGACCAAGAGCGUGGAGGGCGUGAUCAGCCGGAACGGCCAGGAGGGGGCGGCACAGGAAGAGGACGAAGAUGACCUCUUGGGCGUCACGGACCUGGUGGACUAUGUCUGCAAUAACGAAGACUUGUAAAAAAAAAAAAGAUGGUGUAAUAUUUCUUUACAUUUUUGUGCUAUUGUAUUUUUAUAUUCAUUAACUUUAUUGUUUUAUAAAUGUUUCUCCGCAACACUUCCUGUUUGGACAUUAGAGAAAGGUCUCUCUUCAUGCAGAGAUCCCAGACAAUGGCAGAAGAUCUGGCAUUAGGUCGCCUUUUUACGCAGCAGCCAGCAAUGCAGGAUUAUUGCUGUUGGAAAUAAACCCAAUCCCUUUCACACAGGCAGCCUUUAUGUCACGGCGCCUUCAAAAGGCUGAGCGCUGCUCCCCGAGUUCACACAGGAAGAUGAAAAAUGGCGGUUAGUGAGGUACUUCAUUCCAGCCUGGGUGAGGCGUAAUAAAUACACUUCCCUUAUUUUCUACGCCCAGUCUAGAAGUUAGCCCGUGCGUCCUCAAGGGGUGUAAGUAAAUCUUUGGGCACCCAAUGAUCCGAUUCACUUCUCAAUUCAAACCAAUUCUGGCAAUGUAUUUAUUGGUAUAGUUCUAAUGAAACGUUGUCAAAACAGGUUAGAAAAGCUCUGGUUGAAAAAUCGGUUCAAUCAGUUUUUGAGUCAGAAUCGGGAUGAAUCAGAAUCACAAUCCGGAUGUGAAUUGAUCUUGUUUUGUUAUGCCAUUUUUCAUAUUGUACACAUUUUAACUGCCAUUUGUGUUCCUACGUUUUGGGGGAAAGGGAGCAAAGACAAACCCUAAUAACAGUAUCUAGUCGGGACUUUUAUACAUACAGUAUAUAUAUAAUGUAUUUUUUUGUAUAUCUAAAUGUUGAUUGGUUGUGGUGUCUCUAAGCAACUGUAAAGAGUGUUAUUUUCUUUGUACGUUCAUAAAAAAGGGUCCGUUUUUAUGAUCUUGUCUUCCCGUACACAAUAGAUACAUUUUUUUUAAAGUCAAGAUUGUAAAAAUGUGUGUGUAGUUAUUUGUAAUAUAUCUAUAGAGGCAUUUUUAAUUCCAAUACCACACGGCAGUUCUUCCUAUUGGAUUGCAUGAGUUUUUAUCCUAGGGUAUUAUGAAUUUUCCAACAAAAGACAACAAAUGUUAGCAUGUGACCUGUUUUAUUGUUAGACAAUAAAACAGGAAGGGGAGGGGCUUGGCAUACAGUAGGACCACUGAAGCUUGUUUCUAUUUACCAUGUAAGGCUGGCCAAAAACAUACAAAAAAAAAAAAUGUUCAGAGCUGCAUGGUCUGGUGCCAGUGAACAGUAUAUUACGUUUUUCUCUCGUUACCUCAUGAAUUUAGGAGGAACAGCGCCCCUAAAUCCUUCCUCCUCUUUUCCCAUGCCCUGUGUACAGAGCUUAUGACCCCGUUAUUUGUUUACUGUUAUUUCUUAUGAUCUUGUACAUUUGUCAUAAUAAAAGUGCUUUCAAGCCUCAAACAAAAUUGAGGUUUUUAUU